This is a messenger RNA of Syngnathus typhle (broad-nosed pipefish), 2805 nucleotides long. RefSeq names its product receptor (TNFRSF)-interacting serine-threonine kinase 1, like (gene ripk1l). The record is from RefSeq and is a predicted model, not a curated record. NCBI's taxonomy places the organism in Eukaryota, Metazoa, Chordata, Actinopteri, Syngnathiformes, Syngnathidae. The transcript has 9 exons. Bases 291 to 2351 code for a protein of 686 amino acids. Gene Ontology annotation, molecular function: JUN kinase kinase kinase activity; protein binding; ATP binding. Gene Ontology annotation, biological process: protein phosphorylation; signal transduction.
UUUUUUUUUUUUAAAACUUUUAUUCUACGUCACUUACUCAAUUCCGGUAAAGGCUAGUUGAAAUAACAUAUUUUUAUGGCGAUUGCUUCCCUUUCCCUGCACGACAUUUCGCUCGUUCGUUGCUUUUAGGACUGUUGUUAAAGUUACAGGAAGCUAGUUUAACAGUUGUGUUAGCGUCGGAACUUUUAGUCGCAUUUCUGCCUCGCUCUCAUGUGACGAGCUCCCUUCCGCGGUCCAUUGGUUUUCGUUACUAUAUUAUUACACCGAUCGGGUUGUUUUAAGGUGGAAUUAUGGCCACUGCUACGCCGUCUUCGCUCCAACUGCAAGCGACAGAUGUGAUUCGAAAAGAACACCUGGACGAAGGAGGUUUUGGAGAGGUGUACCUGUGUUAUCACGUCCGCCUCGGUCCUGUGGUGAUGAAGACCAUGUAUACGGGCAAACUUCGAAAUGAGGAUAAUAAGCGCUCUCUGCUGGAGGAAGGUAAUAUCAUGGCGAGCCUGAACCACCAACGGGUGGUGAAGUUGCUGGGCGUUAUCAUGGAGGACCGAGGCUGCUCUUUGGUCAUGGAGUUGAUGCCCAGGGGCAACCUUCUGGCCAUGCUGGAGACGGUGACUGUGCCAGUAUCCAUCAAGGGGAGAAUUAUUUUAGAAAUCUUGGAAGGGAUGGUUUACCUCACCGAGAAGAAAGUCAUACAUAAGGACAUCAAACCGGACAACAUUUUAAUUGACAAAGAUUUUCACAUCAAGAUCGCCGACCUUGGCCUUGCCGCCUGCAAGACGUGGAGAAAACUCACCAAGGAGGAAUCCCACAAGAGGAGUCACCUGGGCCUGUCAAACAGGACGAGGGCUGCCGGCACGCUAAGCUACAUGGCGCCCGAGCACUUGGAGAGCGUCCACGCCGUCUCCACCGAGAAGUCCGACGUCUAUAGCUUUGCUAUUGUAGUCUGGGUCAUCGUCACAGGCAAAGAGCCGUAUGCAAAUGCCAGGAAUGAAGAUCAAAUCAGUCAGUGCGUCCGCAAUGGCAACCGCCCAGCGAUGAACCUCAUCCCCGACCAAACGCCGGAAGAGAUCUCAAACCUCAUGGUGAGGUGUUGGGCACACAAUCCGCUGCAAAGACCGACAUUUCUCGAGGCCUACCACCGCUUUCGUCCCUUCUACGAGACCAAUCUCGCACCACAUGUGGAGAAAGAUUUAGUUCAUCUACAGGCUCUGUACGAAGGCCCGGAUCAGCUUGUGGAAAAGAUGAAGUCUUUAGCGCUAACCGAUGAAUGUAUUUCCACGGAUGGUCCAGCUUUUUUGGAGAGCACAGACAAAAGCGUCAAUGGGCCGGUCGAAGACAGUAUCGAGGACAGUGAUGCCCUUGAAUGUGAGACCAAUGUAGCGUCUCUGGCAGCCACCAGCGAACCAGACCCAGAAGACUCUUUAGAGGAAAAACUGCAACCGGAGUUAAACUACCACAUACACGGCAGCUACACCCAAGACAGCCCGUCUGACUUUGUCGCUAAACCGCACCGGAGAAGCUUACCAGAUAGUCUGUCUAGUUUUACAAAUAACACUCUUAGACCACCAGAGCGCGACACACCGUCCUCCGUCCACUCCUGGACAAAAGCGCAACCUGUGCAGCCCAGUAGCCAAGACCGCACUGGGUAUUCCUGCCUCCAAGAGUCGAUGACCACUUCCAUGCCAAAGUUAUCUCAAAUCCAUACGUCUGCUAGCAAUAAUUCCUUGCCACCUUUCAAUCAGCAACAUCCGUAUUACCGCCUGCAGUCCUGUCCUACGUCCUCAGUGCCUGAAACGUCAUGGGGUGCUAGCAACUACGGUGCAGCCCAAGAGUCCGGUACGUUAGAAGACCACGUUGAGUAUAGGAGAAUUUCUGAUGACACUAACGUUAAUUGUCUUGAUCUUGAAGGCUCGCUUCACAUCAGUAAUGCAAGGGGGAUCCAGAUCGGUAACAACAACAGCCUCAAUAUUCACUUUGGCAACUCGGACGUUUCUUCGUUUCAUCCUGGUCACAUCUGGACCAGUUCUCAGCUCAAAGAAGGAAUUCAGAAAUAUGAGGACCGCGCUGUGACCGGAGAGCACCUUGAUGUACUGAGGAAAAACAUCGGCGCCAACUGGAAGUUUUGCGCACGGCAUCUGGGUUUGAGCGAGGUGGAAAUAGAGACCAUCGAGCACGACUUCCACUCGGACGGCCUGUCGGAGAUGGUGCACCAGACACUGCAACACUGGAAACGGACCGGAGGGAGUCUCGGCUGUAAAAUCGGGAAGCUUUGCCGCGCUCUCGAAGGCACCGUAGAAGCUAGCGUGAUUCAGAAAAUAUUGCACAUUUGCGCUUCUACUCCCAAUAUCUAAUGAACUUCUUUCUUUUGUAGUUCUCCUCAGAUUUGCCAAAGUCUCUUGUAGGAAGUCAAAAUGCAAUAUUCUCUUGUAAUAAUAAUAAAUCAGCCCAAGAUAAAUCAUUUUAAAACUUUACCCAGCGUGAAUGUGACAUGUCUGAUUUGAUUGGAGGCUCAAAGUGACAUUUUAUCAAGAACAUUGAAGGAGCUGGGAAAAGAGUUGAUGAAUGUAUAUAUUUUUUUUUAAUCACAAAAACAUGCAUUGAAGCAGGUACUGUAUAUGUAAGCUUUUUAAAUCAAAUCAUAAAAGUUUAAAUUCAUCUCACAACAUUUUAUUGCUCUGUACUUACUGUUUAAAAUAUUUUAGAGAUUUCUUUUCACGCUGUAAUGCCACAAUCAAUUUCUAUGCUGUUUUUCCCAAUUUCUCAAUUAAAUCAAUAAAAUGGGCGCCUGCGCUCUCUCAAAGUGAA